GCGCUGCCGGAGUCACCGGACACCGCCCCGCAGGGGGGGCGGGGACUAAACAUUAAAAGGGCAACACUCGGCUGGAGCGAGCGGCCCCGAGCCUUAAAGCGGCAACGGCCGGGGAGUGGGGCCGCAGAGCCAAGGUUUAAACCGGCUGAAUCGGGAAUGUUUGUGCAGGAUUGGGAUUAAGUGUUUUAUCCAGAAUUUAAUUGAUAUUAUGUGUAUAGAGACUGAAAAUACAACGGAAUAAGGGACACCCAUUUAGCCACGAGGCUCACACUGCACCCCUUUGCUUCCUAAACCGCUGACAGAGCCCAAGUGCUCCGGCCCUGGCCGCUCCGGCCCAGCCAUGAGACCAGCCCCAUGCUGGGCUGCGCUCCCCCAGGCUCCUGGGGCUCUCUCAGGCUCCAGGCACAGGGAUACAGCAGGCUGAACGAGCAGCUCAGUGUGCUGGUUCCAGGGGAGCACCUCACUGUUGUCGGUGCCAGGCGAGCAUUCCACCGUUGUUGGUUCUAGAAGAGCAUCCCACUGUUGUCGGUACCGGGGCAGCAUCCCGCUACUGUCGGUACCAGGGCAGCAUCCCGCUGUUGUCGGUACCGGGGCAGCAUCCCGCUGUUGUCGGUACCGGGGCAGCAUCCCGCUGUUGUCGGUACCAGGCAGCAUCCCGCUGUUGUCGGUACCGGGGGAGCAUCCCUCUGCCGCCAGGACGGGGCACGGAGCCAUGGAGCCGGGGAAGGCCCCCGGGCGAGAGCGCUGGGCUGGGGCAGAGGCGCGCAGGAGGCAGAAGCCGCCCAACACGACCCUGCAGCGAGCGGUGGUCUCGCUGCUGCCGGCCCCGUGCAGCCGGUUCCUCUGGAGCCGGCCGGACCAGCACCGCUGCAGCAAGUUCUUCCUGGGCGCUGGCGUCGGGACCCUCCUCGGCCUCGGGCUCUGCCAGCUCCUCAUCAUCCCCAUGAACAUCACGGAGACACGCAAGAUGCAGCUCUCCUACGGGCUGGCAGGGGUGACUGCCUUGGGCUGGGCCACGUCCCCCCACUUCCGCUGCGCCAGCCUGCUCGUGGCCCCCAAAUUCGUCGGCAAGGAGGGUCGGGUCUACGUCCUCUCCCUCGUCCUCGCUGCCAUCUACAACGGGCCUGUGGCCAACAUCUGGCACAACCUGGAGGAGGUGACGCGCUCGCUGGGCUGCGUGGCGGAGCUGCAGGUCAACCACAGCCGCAUGCUGUGGCACGUGUCCACGGCACCCCUGCGCAAGGUGAUGGAGGACAUGGCGCGGAGCGGGCAGACACUGAACUCCGAGGUGCAGAACAUCUCACACGCCUUCGUGGGGCUCAAUGAGGAGGUGGCCAGCGAGGCCGGGUACGACCUGCGGCAGUCCCGGCGCGCCGAGCCGCAGCCGGCACCCAGCACCCAGCAGCUCUAUGAGACCAAGACCAAACUGCGCUGCGACAGUGUGAUCGAGCUGGGCAUGCAGCGCUGCCGGGACUGGUUCGACACCAAGUACGAUGCUUGCAUGGCACUGAUAUUCGUGCCCCUCAUCAACCACCUCCUCUGCCUGCCCAUGAAGUUUAAGUUCCUCUGCCACAUUGUGAAGGUUAUGAAUAGCUGGUGCAGGGACAAGAUCCCCGUGGAGGGCAACUUCGGGCAGACAUACGACAUGGUGAACAACUCAGUCAGCAACCUCAGCCAGGAGUUCAGCGCCAGCGUGGUCUUCCAGGAGGAGCACCGCGAGAUGCUGUCGGUCACCACCAACGUGUCAGCGGAGCAGCUGAUGGAGGAGGUGACCUCGCACCUCCAGGAGCACAGCGCCCGCCUGGGCCAGACCUUCUCCAUCUUCCGGCUGCUGCUCUCCUUCUCCUUCAUCCUCGUCUUCAUCGCGGCUUUCUCCUACACCAAGCGGUACUGCCAGGACAUCUCCUACGACAACCUCUACAUCACCACCUACUUCCGCCAGAUCGACGCCCGCCGCAGGAAGGAGCACAAGCGGAUGCUGCUGCCGCUGCUCCGUGCGGAGGCCUCGGCCUUCAUCUUCCCGUGCCGGCCCAUGGUGCAGCCGCUGGAGCUGCAGAACAUGGUGCUGGAGCUGCUGGAGUGCAUCCCGCCCCUGCUCUUCCUCCUGCUGGCCUGCGGCAUGGACCACGUGCUGGUCAGCAUGCUCAGCACCAUCCAGCAGCACUCCUUCGUGCAAUACUCCUUCCACAGCAGCCACCACUUGUCCAUCCACGUUAUGGGCAAGUCCCUGAUGGCCCGGCUCCUGCGCAGCACCAUCGGGGCCCUCAACACCUCCUCCGACACCCUGCUGGAGACGUCCAACUUGGUGUGCCUGCCGCGGCCCCGCAGCAUGAGCCAGCAGCAGUACGUGGGCAGCUGCCUGCCCCUGGCCGUGCUGGCGCUGCUCUGCCUGGCCCAGGUCUACACGUACCGCCUGCGCCGCGCCAUCGCCGCCUUCUACUUCCCCAAGCGGGAGAAGAGCCGCGUGCUCUACCUCUACAACAAGCUGCUGCAGCAGCGCCUGGACUUCAUCCGGCGCCAGCGGAAGCGCGUCGUCCAGCGGGCACGGCAGCCCCCGGGCUUGGUGAGUGGGGCUUCACCGUGUCCCCCUCCCCGACCCCGCAGGGGUCUGUUCCGCCGUGGGGCUCAGCCCCACACGGCUCCAUCCGCAGGGCACGGUGCUGGCGCGCUGGUGCUGCCGCCGCUGGCCGUGGCUGCGCCGCUGGACGCGCCGGAGCUGCACCGUGUGCGGGGUGCGUGUGGGGCCCCCCGAGCCUGCCUGCCCCGCGCCCGCCUGCGCCGCCCCGUACUGCCGGCAGUGCUGGCGCGAGGCGGGCCGCGGCUGCCUGGCCUGCGCCCCCCCGGAGCACGGCCUCGACGCCGACAGCAGCGACGAGGGCGCGGGGUACGCGGGCUGAGGGCCUGAGGCAAUAAAGUGUGUGAGACCCCC
This is a messenger RNA of Strigops habroptila (Kakapo), 2929 nucleotides long. It is a transcript of the gene DCST1, whose product is annotated as DC-STAMP domain containing 1. Lineage: Eukaryota; Metazoa; Chordata; Aves; Psittaciformes; Psittacidae. The record is from RefSeq and is a predicted model, not a curated record. The transcript has 15 exons. Gene Ontology annotation, cellular component: membrane. Bases 713 to 2905 code for a protein of 730 amino acids.